UCCAACAGCUUCCCCUUUCUCCCUCUCCUUCAUGUACUCUGUGUUCUGUUUCUUUCUUCUGCUUGGUGUCUUCACCAACAACUCUUUAUUCUCCUCGUAAGAAACCCAAGACCCAGGAGGACAGGAGUCAAUGGCAAAAGGAGGUAGACUUGAAGGUGCCCAUAUUCUUCAUUGCCCAAAUCUCAUUUAUUUGUUAUUGUUAUCCCCCUCUGUGUACUUUUUCUUCAAAGAAAUGCUUUACUACUAUUUAUCUUGUUGGACUGAAAGUACAGAGACAGGAGUUGCGUUGGGUUUGUUCUUACAGAGGGUUGAAUUGAAGGUGUCCGUCAACUGCUGCGAAGGUUGUAAGAGGAAAGUGAAGAAGGUGUUGCAGAGCAUUGAGGGUGUAUUGAAGACGGAAAUUGACUCAACGGAACCAAAAGUGACGGUGGUGCUUGGAAACAUCGAUCCUCAAAUCCUCAUCAAGAAGCUAAUGAAGAACGGAAAGCAGGUGGAAAUAUGGCCCUGCAGCAGUGAGAAAGAGAACACCAACAAUCCAGCACAGGUGGGAGAUCAAGGAAAGGCGUAUGGGGAGUCAGCAGGAUUAUUCACAAGUACUGGAAAAGAAAAAGGAAAAGCAAAUGGAAUUGGAGAUGGGUGUGGUGGUGGAAAGAAAUCUGUUUCUGGGCGGGAGCAGGAUCACCAAGGAGGAGGCAGCACAGAUAAUAAGCAGAGGAAAGAGAGCAGCAGUAGUGGGAGUAGUGCAAACACUAACACAAAGUGGGAAGACUGCAACCAAAAACCAGUAGAAACCAACAGCAACUACAGUGCCCCUCCUGGACCUCCUCCACCUCCAACCCAAGUGGUGAUGAGUUACACCCCAGCAGCCACCAUAUAUCCAAGCAUGGUGUAUGACACCAGCAACAUCACCUCUUCUGCAACAAGUACUGCAACAAAUAGUAGUAAUAUCGCUACUACGGGGCAUUGCUACAUGGUGGAGCCUUGUGCCAUUCCCCUACAGGCCGUUGCGCCCUAUUAUAUGAUGCCGAUGACGGGUUCCUACUCCGACUCUUCUAACUAUGCGCUGCCUCAUCAAUAUAACUAUGUCCCCACUGAUCACUUCUUGCACCAAUCGCUGUCACCCUGUUAUCCACCAGCUGCUCCAGUGCCCAUGUUCUUGGUUGGAGACUAUUUCAGUGAUGACAAUACAGUUGGAUGCCAUGUCAUGUGAAUUUGAGAUGCAUUAAGAGAAGAAAUUUACCUCUUCCUCUUCCUAAAAUUUUUUGCAUAUCAUUUUGAUGAUUUACUUGAAAGAGUGGGAGAAAGUGGUCGGCUUUCUAGUUCUGCUUCUGCCCUUCACCAUUGGCCAUUGGUAGCAAUUUCCAACAAUUUCUUCCAACCUAACACCAAUCCCAUAUGAGAUUAUAAGAUUAUGGUUGGAGAAAAUAAAAAGGACUUUGUUGGGGCAAAAGGCCACAGCUGCUUUCCGUGGUCUCCUUACAUUUGCUUAUGGCACAUGUAUGGACAAUCUUAACCUGUAGAGAGAUUCGGUUUUAAGGAUGUGUAAUUUCUAA
Macadamia integrifolia is the source of this 1553-nucleotide messenger RNA. RefSeq names its product heavy metal-associated isoprenylated plant protein 36-like. The record is from RefSeq and is a predicted model, not a curated record. The transcript has 2 exons. Bases 131 to 1210 code for a protein of 359 amino acids. NCBI's taxonomy places the organism in Eukaryota, Viridiplantae, Streptophyta, Magnoliopsida, Proteales, Proteaceae. Gene Ontology annotation, molecular function: metal ion binding.